Engraulis encrasicolus (European anchovy) is the source of this 2582-nucleotide messenger RNA. RefSeq names its product leucine rich repeat transmembrane neuronal 1 (gene lrrtm1). The transcript has a single exon. Gene Ontology annotation, cellular component: extracellular matrix. Lineage: Eukaryota; Metazoa; Chordata; Actinopteri; Clupeiformes; Engraulidae. The coding region runs from base 122 to 1699 and encodes 525 amino acids. The record is from RefSeq and is a predicted model, not a curated record. Gene Ontology annotation, molecular function: protein binding.
AAUAGGGGGCAAAAAGGAGAGAGCAUUUUUGCCGGUGGAGCUCGCUAAUCAUGACGCACAGAAUGAUACCAGUCUGAGACAUUUUCAAUGGACUUUGUCUGUGUUAUAUCACAGGAUAUUCAUGCUGAUGGAUUUCCUUCUAAUUGGUCUGUACCUAAAGUGGCCACUGAGGAAGCCCCCGGGCUUGCUGCUCUGCUCGCUGGGCAUUUUUCUGAAAAUGGUUCCCUUGGUGGAGGGGUCUUGUCCACGUCUCUGUCGCUGCGACAACAAACUCCUCUACUGCGAGGGGCUUAACCUGACGGAAAUCCCCCGCAACCUGAGCGGUGCCGUUGGCUUGUCCCUGCGGGAAAACAACAUAUCUGAGCUGCGGGAGGUGAACUUUGUUGGCCUGUCGCAGCUCACCUGGCUCUACCUAGACCACAACAACAUUCAGUUGGUCGAGGAGAACGCCUUCGAAAGGCUACGUCGCAUAAAAGAGCUGGACUUGAGCACCAACAACAUCGAGAGCUUGGCUAACGGCACAUUCAAACCCCUGCCCAACCUGCGUAUCCUGGAUUUAUCCUACAACAGACUACAGGAGCUAGAGCCGGACCUUUUUCAUGGCCUUAGAAAGCUAACCAACUUGCAUCUGCGCUACAAUGCCCUCAAGUUUGUUCCUGUGAGGAUCUUCCAGGACUGCAGGAGCAUGCAGUUCUUGGAUCUGGGUUACAACCAGCUGCAGAGUCUGGCACGUAACUCAUUUGCUGGGCUGUUCAAACUGACUGAGCUGCAUCUGGAGCACAACGAGCUGGUGAAAAUCAACCUGGCCCACUUUCCCCGCCUCAUCUCACUGCGCACACUGUACAUGCGCAACAACAAGGCCUCCAUUGUGGUGAACACUCUGGACUGGACCUGGCACUUCUUGGAGAAGAUCGAUUUCGCUGCCAAUGAGAUUGAAUACAUUGAGCCUCACGUGUUCGAGAGCGUUCCCAACCUCAAAACGCUCAUGCUGGACACAAACAAGCUCACCUACUUGGACCAGCGGAUUUUAGACUCUCUGAACUCGUUGGACAGCAUCUCGCUCGCCGGAAACGAAUGGGAGUGCAGCCGCAAUGUCUGCGCCCUGGCCUCCUGGCUCAGCAACUUCAAGGGCCAACGGGACAGUGCCCUGCUAUGCUCCAGCCCCGACAUAGCACAGGGCGAGGACAUCCUUGACGCUGUCUAUGCCUUCCAACUCUGUGAGGAUGGCUCUGACAGCACCACCCAGACCUACACCGCCACCCGUGACAGGGCUGGGCCUGGCUACAUCUACGAGGGCCCGACGCGCAGCACGUACAACCUGCUGGACACGGAAGGGGGCGGGGUGGUCACCGGUACCUUCACCGUGACGCCACCAGGGGAGGACCUGGACAGCACCAUGCAGAUACAGAAAGUCGUGACCGGCACAAUGGCCCUGAUCUUCUCCUUCCUCAUCAUCGUCCUCAUGCUCUACGUGUCCUGGAAGUGCUUUCCUGCCGGCGUGCGUCAGCUACGUCAGUGCUUCACCAGCCAGCGUCGCAAGCAGAAGCAGAAGCAGACCAUGCAGCAAAUGGCCACCAUGUCCACGCCAGAGUACUACGUCGACUACAAGCCCAACCACAUCGAGGGGGCCCUGGUCAUCAUCAACGAGUAUGGAACAUGCACCUGCCAGCAACAGCCGUCACGGGAGUGCGAGGUGUGAUUCCAGCACGGCCACCAAGGAGCACUAAGAGGCUUUUUGUUUUUCUUACCCCCCCACUUCAUGGCACGGGAGAGUUUCACUGGGGUGAUUGAUGUAGCGUGGGCAAAUCUGACUCUGUGUUGUUGCUGUACCACGCGGCUCUUGGCGGGGACAAAGGGAGUAAUGGACGGAUGGAUGGAUUGACUAAAGGGGAAAUAUGGGGGUGUGGGUAGAGGCGGAGGUGGAAAGUGGCAGCUCCUUGAGACUGACAGACGGUGGAUUUUUACUGCUGACUCGUGAUCAGUCUCAGCCUUUCUUUAAAGGACGUGACUAUGGAACCUGUUGACUUGACGCAACAAAGCUUUGAGGAAUUAUGCCGUGUUCCGGUCGGAGAGGAUAUUUCAGCUUUAAUGUGUCUUUCUAAUUCAGGAUAUAAAAAUUCUGUCUAAAAAAAAAAUGACUGGGGGACAUCCAAAAAACACUGUUUUUAUUGUGUCAAUGAGAAGAAGAGGGGGAAAAGAAAAAAAUAUUAAAGUGAUGAGAUUUAAACGUAAAAAAAAAAUAACAAAAAUACUGAAACUGUAUAAAAUAUCUUAUAAUGCAGAAGUGCAAAAGUGGAGAAGAUGCAAGAAGCUAACGUAUUUCUUUUUUGUAAACUUAAAAAAAAUAUAUGAUGUUGAAAUAAAUGAAUUGCUAUUCACCAUAAAGCUGUCUACAGAGGCAUUUGGGGAGUAUUGGUGCUGCGGGUGUCAGCCUCUUAUGUCUGCAGUAGCCUGUUAGUCAGUGAACAUGGGUCUGAAAGAUGGCGUCACAUCACUGCAAAUAACAGGCCUAGAUCUGAAUUUGAGAUUUCACUUCCUUUAUACCUUAAAAAUACACUUUUUUUGUGAGAAAUACCUAUUGU